Messenger RNA from Paramuricea clavata, 441 nucleotides. Lineage: Eukaryota; Metazoa; Cnidaria; Anthozoa; Malacalcyonacea; Plexauridae. The record is from the annotation of a GenBank genome assembly.
AUGUACUGGGUACUUCACCUACAGGACUUUGUACGUCACCCUUCCCCCCAUAAGUAUAGUAUUGUGGCGACGUUUGAAGAGUGCGAAAGCAAAAUUCAGAAGCUGUCUGAUAAACUUAAAUCAAUUCUUCCUCUUGACCCUGAAAAUGUAAAGUCUUUUGUAUUAAAUGGGCAGGGAGUAAACAUUGUUGUACAAGCGAGUUCAGAAUUCGAGGCGGCAGUUAGUUUUGGAUAUGGUUUAUGCUAUUUUGGCUUUAUAGACUCGAACACAAAAUCCGUUUCGUUCAUUUGCGAGGACGAAGAAGGUCGAAUUUUUUAUUACGAUCUUUUUAAUGAAGGAGAAUUCAAAGACCCGAUAGUUGUUAAGUCUUUAUUCGCUGGGAGAGCCAACGAAAAUGUGGAACGUGAAAAUCAUACUUCAGCAAGUCAACUCGGCGAGAAA